AUGGAGAUUCCUACCCAGACCCAGGGCUGCUUCUCAAAGGGCCUCCUGUUCUCAGCCUUGAUCCUGGCUCUCUGGCUGCCCAAAGGCUCCCAGGCAGCCCUCCACAUCCAGAAGAUCCCAGAGCAGCCUCAAAAGAACCAGGACCUUCUCCUGUCCCUUCAUGGUGUUCCCAGCACUGUCCAGGACUUUAUCUGGUACCUGGGGGAAGAGACUAAUGGAGGCACAAGGCUGUUCUCCUACAUCCCUGGGCUACUGCGGCCCCAAAGGGAUGGCAGUGCCAUGGGACAACGAGACAUCAUUGGCUUCCCCAAUGGUUCCAUGUUGCUCCGAGGUGCCCAGCCUUCAGACAGCGGCACUUACCAAGUGGCCGUCACCAUCAACCCUGCCUGGACAAUGAAGGCCAAGACUGAGGUCCAGGUCGCUGCUGCCCUACAUGACAAAGGAAACGGGGGCGGGGGGACUCUUCACCUGCUUCAGUGGGACGAGUGUCUCCACCUAGAACCUCCCCAACACACUCCAGGUUUACAGAAGUAUUGCUCCGUGUCAUCCACACCUGGUGUCAACUUCCAGAAGCACUCUGAACCCCUACACAGCGCUGGGGACACUGUGGGGACACAGCGCAGGGAGGAGAAGGACGAAGCUCUGAACAGUGUGAUGCGGGCACUCUGGGGUCAUCGGGGAGGGCCUGCUGGAAGGGGCAGUCAGCUUGGACGCAUUGUGUAG
Onychomys torridus (southern grasshopper mouse) is the source of this 723-nucleotide messenger RNA. RefSeq names its product CEA cell adhesion molecule 19 (gene Ceacam19). NCBI's taxonomy places the organism in Eukaryota, Metazoa, Chordata, Mammalia, Rodentia, Cricetidae. The transcript has 4 exons. Bases 1 to 723 code for a protein of 240 amino acids. The record is from RefSeq and is a predicted model, not a curated record.